Messenger RNA from Nerophis ophidion (straightnose pipefish), 11571 nucleotides. RefSeq names its product myosin X, like 1 (gene myo10l1). The record is from RefSeq and is a predicted model, not a curated record. Gene Ontology annotation, biological process: signal transduction. Bases 306 to 6464 code for a protein of 2052 amino acids. Gene Ontology annotation, cellular component: myosin complex; cytoskeleton. The transcript is spliced from 43 exons. Gene Ontology annotation, molecular function: protein binding; ATP binding; cytoskeletal motor activity. NCBI's taxonomy places the organism in Eukaryota, Metazoa, Chordata, Actinopteri, Syngnathiformes, Syngnathidae.
CCAGCUCGUCCUCAACCAUCACAGACACGGAACCACCAAAAAAGCAGCCAAUCGUGGACAUUUUUUCGCCCCUUGCCCCCCCUCCUUCCGUGGAUUUGUGGCUCACAUGUGGCAUUUAGCCCAGUCACUUGGAGGAGGAGGAGGAGGAGGACGAAGAUGAGGCUGAUGACGGCGCUGUGAAUGGGACGCGGCAGCGGCACAUUCGGGCUAAAACACGCCGACGUUUGCGCACCGGCGACCGGAGCCAGCGUGUGCGCUCUGCCGGGGCCCGGCGCGCGUCUUCUGGGGCGGACAGACCGAGCGGCAUGGAGGCGUUCUUCACGGAGGGGGCCCGCGUUUGGGUCAGAGAGAAGGAACAGCUGGUUCCGGCCACAGUUAACUCCUGCGGAGAUGGAACCCUUGUUGUCACUACUGACUAUGGAGAGGCGCUGUACUUACAGCAGGCCGAGGUCACCAGGGAGCGCGUGUGCGCCAUGCACCCGUCCAGCAUCCACGGCGUGGAGGACAUGUCGUCGCUGGCCGAGCUCCACGAGGCGGCCAUCAUGCACAAUUUGUACCAGCGCUACCAGAAAGACAACAUCUACACAAAUAUCGGCAGCAUCUUGGCCGCCGUCAACCCUUACAAGCAGAUCCCAGGUCUGUACGACCCGGAGAGCGUGGACCGCUACUCGAAGCACCAGCUGGGGGAGUUGCCGCCGCACAUCUUUGCUAUCGCCAACGAAUGCUACCGCUGCAUCUGGAAGCGCCAUGACAGCCAGUGUGUCCUUAUCAGCGGUGAGUCUGGAGCCGGAAAGACAGAAAGCACCAAACUGUUGCUGCAGUUCCUGUCGGUGAUGAGCCAGAACUCUGCUGGGACGCCACCAUCUGAGAAGACCACGCGGGUGGAGCAGGCCAUCGUGCAAAGCAGUCCCAUCAUGGAAGCGUUCGGAAAUGCCAAGACGGUUUACAACAACAACUCCAGUCGCUUCGGGAAGUUCAUCCAGCUUCACUUCUCCGAGAGCGGCAACAUCCAAGGAGGCUGCGUCAUCGACUAUUUACUAGAAAAGAACCGAGUGGUGCGACAGAACCCUGGAGAACGCAACUACCACAUCUUCUACGCUCUCUUGGCGGGAGCUAACAAAGAGCAUAAAAGUCUGUACUUCCUGGAGGAUCCAGCCGAGUCUUUCCAUUAUCUCAGCCAGUCGGGUUGUCUCCAGGACAAGAGUCUAAACGACAGAGAGCUGUUUAACAGCGUUAUGGAGGCGCUGAAGGUUCUGGAGUUCAGCGAGGAGGAGAUCAGAGACAUGUUCAAGCUGCUGUCCGGCGUCCUUCAGCUGGGCAACGUGGAGUUCAUGACAGCCGGAGGAGCCCAGAUCACCACCAAGCAAGUGGUGACCACCGCCAGCGAGCUUCUGGGCCUCGACGCCUUCCAGUUGUCGGAAGUGCUGACUCAGCGCUCCAUCAUACUGCGAGGGGAGGAGAUUUGCUCCCCGCUCACCAUCGAGCAGGCCGUGGAUUCCCGGGAUUCCGUCGCCAUGGCGCUUUAUUCCCAAUGUUUCUCCUGGAUCAUCCUCAAGAUCAACCAGAAGAUUAAAGGGAAGGAAAAUUUUAAGUCCAUCGGCAUCCUAGACAUCUUCGGCUUUGAGAACUUUGAGGUGAAUCGCUUCGAGCAGUUCAACAUCAACUACGCCAACGAGAAACUCCAGGAGUACUUCAACAAGCACAUCUUCUCCCUGGAGCAGCUGGAGUACAACAGGGAAGGUGUCCAAUGGGACGCCAUCGACUGGAUGGACAACGCAGAGUGUCUGGACCUCAUAGAGAAGAAACUGGGUUUGCUGGCUCUAGUGAAUGAAGAGAGUCGCUUCCCCAAAGGAACCGACUUCACUCUCCUGGAAAAGUUACACAGCCGACACUCUACUAAUCCUUACUAUGUGAAGCCCAGACUGGCUGACCAUCAGUUUGGUAUCAAACAUUACGCCGGAGAGGUCCUGUACGACGUGAAAGGGAUUCUGGAGAAGAACAGAGACACUUUCAGAGACGAUAUCCUAAACAUGCUCAAAGACAGCAGACUGGACUUCAUCUACGACUUGUUCGAGAAGGUGGGCAGCAGGAACAACGAGGAGAAGAUGGGAACGGCCAGACGCAAGCCGACCGUCAGCUCCCAGUUUCGAGACUCCCUCCAUGCUCUCAUGGCCACUCUAAGUGCGUCCAAUCCCUUCUUCAUCCGUUGCAUUAAGCCCAACAUGGAGAAGAAUCCCAGCGUCUUUAACCCGGAGGUCGUCCUCAAUCAGUUGAGGUACUCUGGAAUGUUGGAGACGGUCAAGAUUCGUCGCGCCGGGUUCCCCGUGCGAAGAACCUUUAAAGACUUCUUCUUGCGAUACAAGAUCAUUUCCAAAGACAAAGCCGGUGCAACGGGAGACGACAAAAAGAGAAGCACGGAUCUUUUAACCAGAUAUGACAAGACCAAGAAAGAAUGGCAGCUGGGGAAGACCAAAGUGUUUAUGAAGGAGUCUCUGGAGCAACGUCUGGAGAAAGACCGUGACGAAGUGCGACGGCAGGCCGCCAUGAUCAUUCGAGCUCACCUCCUCACGUUCUCGGCCAAGAAACACUUCAAGCGAGUACGCGCCAGUACUGUCACUCUCCAGAAGCACCUGCGCAGGCACAUCCAGCGCAGGCGCUUCGUCCGGCAGCGCAGAGCGGCGCAGGUGCUGCAGAAGCACCGGAGAGGUCAGGUGGCCCGGACUCGGGUCAGGAAGAUUCGCGACGCCAAGAGGAAGAAAGAGGAAGAGGAGAGGAAGAAAGAUGAGGACAAUGAGGAGGAGGAUGAAGAAGAGAUGAAGACAGACAGUGAUGGGGAGCAGGAGGACGAUGGGGAUGAAGACGCUGAAAGCAAGAAUAAACCUAUAGAGGAUGAGACACGUCAGAUGGAGGAGAUCUUGCAGCUGGAACGUGAGAUCGAGCGCCUGCAGAAGAAGCGGGAGGACGAGGUGUCGCAGUUGUGCGAGUCGUCCAAGCAGGAGCUGCAGCUACGCCGCGACGCCGAGCUCAAACGCAUGAAGAAGGAAGCCUCCCGAAAGGCCACGAGCCUCAUCGACCUCCUCAACUUCGACGGGGUGGUGGAUCCCGCAUUGGGGGACGCGGCGGCAAAGCCGGUGGCUGAACCGAAAGCUCCCAGGGCAGCGAAUGCCGUGCUGGCUGGCGCGUCCAAGGAUGAGGAGGUGGACGAGGGUUUCCACGCCGAGGAGGAGUGUAUCCCGCUUCCUGACUUCCCGCCCCCCGCGGAGACGGACACGCCCAUGGAUCAGGCCAUGUUUGCCCACCUGCCGCCACCUCCGCCUGCCUUCGCCGAAGGGAUGGUACCUCCAGAACGUCCCGCCGACGCCACUCCAGUCCCACCCCGGACUGGUGAUGACACCGCCGCCCCUGAGAGGAAGGUGAGCAUGGUGGACAGCUUGGUGGACGGGGAGGAGCCCAUCUACAGCAUGCCCGCCGACACCGAGUCCGACUACGACCAGGAGGAGGAGGAGGGCUCGGUCACGGCCGGGGACGACAGCUCCGUGUCGGGGAGCAACCGGGGCAGCGCCGCCGCCACGGACGAGGAGCACCCGCGCAAGUCCACCUGCACCAACGCCAGCAUGGAGUCCUACAGAGGCAGCACAGACUCCUACGCAGGCAGCGACGACGAGCACGACGGCAUGAUGGACACGGACGAGGAGGUGACAAACGGACGGGUGACGGUGUUUAACGGAAACGGGCCACCUUAUUUCCACGGCUACCUCUACAUGAAGGCCGGUCUGAUGAUCCCCUGGAGGAGGCGCUGGUGCGUGCUAAAAGACGAGACCUUCAUGUGGUUCCGCUCCAAACAAGAGUCCCUCAAGUCGGGUUGGCUCUACAAGAAAGGAGGAGGCCUGUCUACACUCUCACGCAGAAACUGGAAGAUGCGCUGGUUCGUGCUGAGGGACAGCAAGCUGAUGUAUUACGACAACGACAGCGAGGAGAAGCUGAAGGGAACCAUCGACAUCCGAGCUGCAAAGGAAAUCGUCGACAACCACGAGAAGGAAAACGCCCUGAACAUCGUGACGGAUGAGAGGACCUACCAGGUGUUUGCGGAGUCGCCGGAGGACGCCAGUGGUUGGUUCAAGGUGCUCAGUAAGGUGCGAGUGUGCACGCCGGAGCAGCUGCUGGAAAUGUCCCACGAACAGGCCAACCCCAAAAAUGCUGUGGGAACCCUCGAUGUGGGCCUGAUCGACUCCGUCUGCGCGUCUGACAAUCCUGAUCGGCCCAACUCCUUUGUGAUCAUCACGGCCAACCGUGUGAUCCACUGCAACAGCGACACGCCCGAGGAGAUGCACCACUGGAUCAGUCUGCUGCAGAAACCCAAAGGAGACGCGCGGAUCGACGGCCAGGAGUUCCUCGUUCGAGGCUGGCUCCAGAAGGAGGUGAAGACCAACGCCAAGAGCACAUCCCUGAAACUGAAGAAGCGCUGGUUCGUCCUCACCCACAACUCCCUGGAUUACUACAAGAGCUCCGAGCGCAACUCGUCCAAAAUGGGAACGCUUGUCCUCAACUCUCUGUGCUCCAUCAUCCAGCCUGACGAAAGGGUUCACAGGGAGACAGGAUACUGGAACAUCACAGUGUAUGGGAGGAAACACUCCUAUCGCCUCUACACCAAAAUGCUGAAUGAGGCCAUGAGAUGGACGGCGGCCAUACAAGGCGUCAUAGACAGCAAGACCCCCAUUGAGACCCCGACUCUACAGCUCAUCAGAGACAUCAAGGAGAACAGCGUCAAUCCAGAAAUAGUGGAGCAGAUGUACAAAAGGAACCCCAUCCUCAGAUACACGCAGCAUCCUCUGCACUCGCCGCUGCUGCCGCUACCGUACGGCGAGGUCACCAGCUUGCAAAGGCAGCAAGGCUACGCCAGCCUGCAGGACGAGGCAGUGCGGGUCUUCAACUCGCUGCAGGAAAUGGAGACGCUGGCCGACACGGUGCCCAUCAUCCAGGGCAUCCUGCAGACCUGCCAGGACCUGCGCCCGCUCAGGGACGAGGUUUAUUGCCAGGUGAUCAAGCAGACCAAUCACGUGCCUCAGCCCAACAGCCCGGCCAAUCGGGCGCACUGGCACCUCCUCACCUGCAUGAGCUGCACCUUCCUCCCCAGUCGCGCCAUUCUCAGAUAUCUGCGUUUCCACCUCAAGAGGGUGCGUGAGCGUUAUCCCGGCACUGAGAUCGAACGCUACGCCACUUUCAUCGGCGAAUCCCUGAAGAAGACCAAGACUCGAGAGUUUGUGCCCUCACAGGAGGAGAUUGCCGCCCUGUUGGUGAGACAAGAGAUGAGCACCACGGUUUACUGCCACGGAGGAGGGUCCUGCAAGAUCUCCAUCAACUCCCACACCACAGCGGGAGAGGUUGUAGAGAAGUUGAUUCGAGGUUUGGCCAUGGAGGACAGCAAGAACCUUUUCUCACUUUUUGAGCACAACGCUGUCACGGAUCGAGCGCUGGAGAGCAGAGUCAUUGUGGCAGACGUCCUGGCAAAGUUCGAAAGGCUUGCUGGCAGUGAGGAAGAGGAGGAAGAAGGAGAAUGGAAGCUUUACUUCAAGCUCUACUGCUUCUUGGAUGUGGAGAGCAUGAACAAAGAAGGAGUGGAGUUUGCCUUCAUGUUUGAACAGGCCCACGAGUCUCUCAUUAGCGGACACUUCCCGGGGUCUGAAGAGACCCUGCAGCACCUGGCCGCCUUACGCCUCCAGUACCUCCACGGCGAUGGGGCUGGUCGGGCCGGCUGGAGCCUGGGGACUGUCUAUCCCAUAGGACGUCUUCGCAGCCGCAUCAUACACUCUACUAAACCAGGCGUGGGAUCGGCGGGCGGGGCUGGAGGAGGUGGAGCAGGAGACGGGAAGGCUAUGGUUGGGGGCCCGGGCGGAAUCGUUGGUGUUGGGGCUGAGAAAAGAAAGACACCUAGCUUCCUGGACGGUACGCUGAGGAGGAGCUUCAAGACGGGAUCACUGAAGAAACAGAAGGUGGAGGAGGAGCAGAUGUUAGAGAUGUGGGUGAAGGAGGAGACGUCAGCCACUCGCACUAGCGUCCUGGAGAAGUGGACGCGUUUGCAGGGCAUGGCGCAGCACCAGGCUAUGCUCAAUUAUAUGGGAAUCAUCAAGGAGUGGCCCGGAUACGGAUCUACGCUCUUUGAUGUUGAGUGUAAAGAAGGGGGCUUCCCUCACGAUCUGUGGCUCGGAGUGAGCGCCGAUAACGUGUCCGUGUACAAGAGAGGUGAACCGAAACCGCUGGAGACCUUCCAAUACGAGCAGAUCACCUUCUUUGGCGCGUCGCAGCUCUGCACCUACAAGAUCAUCGUGGAUGAGAGGGAGAUAUUCUUUGAGACUCCACUGGUUGGCGAGAUCGCCAAGAUCAUGAGGGCCUACAUUAACAUGAUGGUGAAAAAACGUUGCAGCAUCAUGUCAGUCACCAGCGUCGCCAGCUCAUGGGUCAGGUGAUUUCUACCAGCCAAUCAAAGACCGCAGGAUUUCCCCAGUGGCAAUGAAUGCCACCGGGGCUACAUCAGGACAUCCCAGGUGGACACACCGAGGUAAUGGUAAGAGUGGAUUGCCAAGGGUGGAAAGUGGACACCGAUGCCAAAGGGACCAAUGAGAUUGGGAUCAAUACAUUUUGAGAUGGAUUCUUUUCCAUUCAAGCAUGACACAUACAGUAAACCUGGAUUGUGGUGGGUAGUCCUUUUCACAUUCAAUACAUGACCGCAGUAAUAGUCCUUGCAUGUAGAUGUUCAAGCACACUCCAAACCUUUCUGAUUUCCUGUUUUUUGGGCCACAAGCACAAGACAGUGAUUGGCCGACAAAUACCACUUUGACCCAGGAUCUGGGAUGGGACUACAUCCAAGGACCCAGGCAAUUAGCUACAACCGAGGACCUGAGGGGGCGUUCUCUCCCAGAGCUCCCCCUCAAAAACCUGGUUGGGGCUCCCUGACAUGAAGUAAGGGGUCCACCUCUAUGACCUUGUAACCUGGGGUAACCACCACCUAGGAUUUGAGGGAGACUACUGCCCGGGACCCAAAGGUGUAGAAGUGAGUCUUCGCAGACCUGAUAGGGAGCUCCCUCCUUGGACCCAGGGGGGCCUACCUCCCAGGAUCGACAAAUGUUGGCUAUCUCCUGGGAACCCUCAGGAUACUGGGUGCUACUUCCUAAGACUCCCUCACUUACCUUAAUCCUGAAGGGUCUUCAUUAGGGAACCUUAUUAUUUGGACCCCUCAGGACCUGGGUUAGGUCUCCCACUUCAACCCAACAGUCUAGAAGCAACCUCCACGGAUCAAGUAGGACUUCCUCCCUAAGAUCUGUUGCGAUUGCCUCCCGCCCAGGACCCUGCCAGGACCUUGGGCCUUUCGCUCAGGACCGUCCCCCGGGAUUCUUCAGGACCCCCUUUGUGGGUCCCUGCCAUGACCCAGAGAGAGCUAACCUAUCUGGACCCAACAGAGGUUGCCAUCCCUCCUGAAGCCCGUACCCUAGAAGCAAGGGUGGAGCGAUUCCCUAGACAACGCCAAUCGUCCAGGACCACGCAAAAAUCCCUUAUCAUACGGUUGGAUGCAACCUCCAGAGAACCAGAGAUCCCCCAAGCUACAACCUGGAACCCCUAAGGCCCCCCCCCCGCCGCCCCUUUUUGUGCACUGUCAGACAUUCUGCUUUCGGCUCUUGGAGUCUCUCUCUUUCUCUUCAUCGGUCCUCACCCCUGUCACCCAUCUUAUCUGACAUUAUUACGUUACCACGCUUCCAUCCUUGCUUGCUUCCGCUCUCUGCUUCGUUCUAUGUGUGACGUCACUUCUCUUGCGUCUAUUGUUGAGGGGUGAGGACUCCCUUUACUCACCAGUGCCACUGUGUGGCCGCAGGAAGAGACUAUAGCCAAAACGCCAGCUGCUGUGAAGGGGACACCAAUUUCCCAGUCACAUUGCGUGUGUGUGCGUGUGUGUGUGUGUGUGUGUUUAACUGUGCAUUCACACAAGUUUUUGUACUGUAUAUCACACGUAAUAAGAGUUGAUUUUUAACUGAAUUGUUGAUGGUCCCAGCACUGUACAGCCUCUAUGUAGUGUAAGAUACGAGCAAUUAAAGGGCGUUAAAGAAGGAUGCUGCACAUAUUCACUGGCGGUGCCAUUCAUUCAGUGUGUUUAUGAUGGAUUUAUGAUUAUUAAUACUGUUGUCUCUUAAUGCUGACUGUUAUGGGGUUUUUUUGUGCAAAAUAAUUGCACCACUCUCUGGUAAUUCCUGGCUACUAUUAAUACAACAGCAACCCCCCCACCUUGAAGUGUUGUGUAUGUAAUGCUGCUCUAUGUACGUGUGCCACGGUGUAACCCAAACUAUAAUAUUUAUGUUGAAGAAGAGUUGAGAUAAGUAAUAAUGAGUGUAUCCCUGAGGAAAGGAGAUGUUAUUAUAAUCUUUGAAAGUGUCGUGAUCGUGUGUUAAAGGAAAGAGCAUGGAACUUUAUGAACGGGAGGAGAGAUGGUGAGAUAUUUAUUAACGUACUAUAUUGCAAAGUUUGUUGGUGGAGAAAGGUGUAUAAAAUAACGAUACGGUUGGAGAUAUGAAACGGUGAAGGAGUGAAGUGGUUUUGCAUAACAUGGGGCGAUUUUUGUUUUGCUCUUAAAUGGCUUUACACUGCAGGUCGAGGGCAGCAUCAUCGAUAUAUAACAGCUCUACUGCACUUACAUGCCAAAUAAAAGGCAUACGUGAGCAUCAGUAACCUAAAAAAAAAAACCUUCCCACAUCAUUCUCCAAAUUAGUUAAUAAGGUUUAUUAAAGCAUGCUGAAGUUUUUAGAUUUUUUUCAUUUUAAUGGAUAUUGGAGUGAAAACAGACUGUGAGUGCUGUUGUUUAUUACGUGUCAAAGAUGUAUCAGAAAACACUGAUUUUACUAUUUCCUACAGAACAGGGGUGUCAAACAUAUGGCCCGCGAUAAGUUUAGAAAUGAGCGGAUUUUUUUUUUGAAUUUUUUUUAUAAAAAACAAACUGCUGUUGUAUAUCUGUCCACUGGAUGUCACAAUAGUAAUUAUGUUAGGCAAGCAAACGGUUCAUACCAGGGCCAAGCAAGAAUUGAUUGAUAGAAACUUUUAUUUGUAGAUUGCACAGUUCAGUACAUAUUCCGUACAAUUGACCACUAAAUGGUAACACCCGAAUAAGUUUUUCAACUUGUUUAAGUCGGGGUCCACGUAAAUCAAUUCAUGGUACGCAGUAAAGUGUGGCUGCGGCUCUUCUUACCUGGACCCAAACGAAAUUUAAAAUGUCAGGUUCUAAACACAUUAUUUGCCCAAAAGGUUUAUAUCAAAAAUGAGAAAAGUCAACGCAGAAUGUAACUCAACUCUCUUGUUCUGCCUCCGUUUCUUAUGGUUUGUUGAGUUAGCACAGGAUUUUUGAGACCUAGAAAAGUUUCCAUCUAUUUGUUGUGUUUUUUGAUCAAUCCCAGACAGGCUCUGAUAUAAGGUUUAAUCAUGGCUUUGUAAAUACAUUGAGUAGAAGUCAAAAUGUAUUUUGUUCUUUCAUGUGGUUUUAAAACUUCAUUUUUUUCCCUUCAGAAUUUUCCACCAACUUGAGGUGUUUGGUCAAGAGGAUUGUUUGUGAUUUGUACAUUUUAACAAUGAGCUUGUUUUAUUUCCUGGCCAACUUAAAACAAAGAAAACAACCUGAAGUUGUCUUUAUUUUUAAGUUAUCGUGCUAUGAUUUUACCAGUUACUUGGGAAUAUGUUUUCCUCUAUGUGGCCCUGAGCUAAAAUGAGUUUGACACCCCUGCUAUAAAUAUAGGAAUCAGUAUUUAAACUGACAGCGGAUAUGGAAAGUAGACACAUUUCUUCUAAUAACAACACUGAAUUUUAAAUAAAAAUGUAAAAAGUAAAUAAAAACUGAAAAAUACAUUAAAAUAUUGUUAUGGAUAUGUAAAAUAUCUAUAAAUAAUUUCAAAACAUUUCCCCAAAAGUUAUGCAAUUCAUACCCUGCUGUAUUUAGUUUUUUUUUUUUUUUUUAGAAGGUCAAAUAAAAACGAACAUUUUAAAUUGGAUCUAGGUCUUGGCUUUAGCUCAGGGGUGUCAAACAUACGGCUAGAGGGCCAGAUCAGGCCCGCAAACAGGUUUUGUUCGGCCCGCAGGAUGAGUUUGCUGAGUAUAAAAAUUUACCUGAAAUUUAUGAAGGAAGAAACAGCUGUUCUAAAUGUGUCCACUAGAUGUCGCAAGAGCAAUUAUUUGCAUCUUUGUAGAGGAUGCUACAUAUGUAAAACCAAUAAACCACAUGAUAUUAAUACAUCAAUCAAGGAAAACUAUCGAACCACAUAAAUAACAUCCUGUAAUUUGAUUUUGGUACUAUUUUUUUCAUCUUGAUAGAUUGAAAAUUAACACCAAUUAGUUGACUGAUGAACAUUACCAUAUCAUUAAUUCAGAAAAUAUAAAUAACAACAAAUAAAGAUAGAAUACCAUUAAACACAGUGGGUAAUUGUGAAAAAAACAACAACAACAUUAUGAUUUAUACAAUUUCAGAAUGUGCCUGUUCUAUUUUUAAACAAAGAAAACAAUCUGAAUAUGUCUUUAUUUCUAAGUUAUCGUGCUGUGAUUUUACCAGUCCGGCAGACUUUGGAAUAGAUUUUCCUCUACGUGGCUAUGAGCUAAAAUUAGUUUGACACCCCUGCUAUAAAUAUAGGAAUCAGUAUUUAAAAUGACAGCAGAUAUGGAAAGUAAACACAUUUCCUCUAAUAACAAAACCGAAUUUUAAAUAAAAAUGUAAAUGAAAACUGAAAAAUACAUUAAAAUAUUUAUAUGAAUGUGUAAAAUAUCUAUAAAGAAUAUCAAAACGUUUCCCCAAAAGUUAUGCAAUUCAUACCCUGCAGUAUUUAUUUGAUUUUUAAAAAAAGUGUCAAAUAAAAACAAAUAUUUUAAAUUGGAUCUAUGUCUUGGCUCUAGUUCAGGGGUGUCAAACCUACGGCCCGCGAACAGGUUUGUAUUCGGCCCGCGGGAAGAGUAUGCUGAGUAUAAAAAUUACCGGUGACCUGAAAUUUUGAAGGAAGAAACAGGUGUUCUAAAUGUGUCCACUAGAUGUCGCAAUAGCAAUUAUUUGCAUCUUUGCUACAUAUGUAAAACCAAUAAACCACAUGAUAUUAAUACAUCAAUCAAGGAAAAUUAUCAAACUACAUAAAUAACAUUCUGUAAUUUGAUUUUGGUAUAAUUUUUUUCAUCUUGAUAGAUUGAAAAUUAACACCAAUUAGUUGACUGAUGAACAUUAUCACAUCAUUAAUACAGAAAAUAUAAAUAACAACAAAUAAAGAUAGAAUACCAUUAAACACAGUGGGUAAUUGUAAAAAAAACAACAACAACAUUAUGAUUUAUACAAUUUCAGAAUGUGCCUGUUAUAUUUUUAAACAAAACAAUCUGAAGUUGUCUUUAUUUCUAAGUUAUCGUGCCGUGAUUUUACCAGUCCGGUGGACUUUGGAAUAGAUUUUUCUCCAUGUGACCCGCGAUCUAGAAGGAGUUUGACACCCCUGCUCUAGCUGGUGAAUUUAGAACUCAAACUGGCAUUCAUAAAUUACCAAAAUUGUAAUUAUUUUGAUGUAAUACAUUAAUAAA